Molecule: messenger RNA, 2560 nt
Organism: Vitrella brassicaformis
Lineage: Eukaryota; Vitrellaceae
Source: the annotation of a GenBank genome assembly
UCACACACUCGGUUACUGGUCAAUCGUCAUGCGGGAUGCCACUGGCUGGCAUCGUCGGGCGACAGGGCACUCUUCACCUCCAACACUGAGCGCCAGUCAGGCGACGGAUACCUUAAACGCACACAGACAGACAGACAAUCGGUGUCUCCGACUACAGAUUGCUUCCAACCCACCACGUGUCUUUGGUGUCCGUGUUGACACGCGGCGAUGGCGGGUGGUGCCCUUUCCGCUUCCCCUUCUGCGGCGAGCCAGACUUGUCCAGGUUGAGCGAUUUCAGGCUCAUCAGUAGCUUGGCUGUCGACGGGCGGCUGCUCUUACACACACCACUCAACGCAGGAACCGUAUGAGACCGCCGCAUUCCAUUGGUCCUCCCAGCCUUCAACAACCGCAAUGUCGGCUGGCCGGGGAAGAAUGGCGACACAUAAUUGGCCGUGUCAGCAGGGGCGCUGUGUGGUGCGGGCGGUAGGUGUGGGCUGGGGGGUGUGGGCAAGAGGCGGUUCGCAGGUGAGAUGGGCGGAGACAGGAUGUGGCUUGCGAUGGCUGGUGGCUUGGCAACGGGUGACUGUGCGAGUGGUGUGUCGGAUGGGCCGAGGAGAGCGGAGAUGAGAUUGGGGCGUGCGUUGCGGGUCUUGCUCGCCGCCCUGCGAUUUGCGGUCAUGUCCACCUGGACGCAAAAGAGGGAGUGAGUCGAAUGAAUGACCAUUGACUUCUGUCUGAUCAAUGAAUGAGUCUUACGAGUGAUCCGGUCCGUCUGAUACCCUGCUUGACCUUGACAGCGCUAGUGUAUCCCCCUCCAAGGCUGCCCGACCGCUUCACCGGCUGCUUGUCGCCACUCAUUUCCUUGCCUUUCUCCUUUUCCCUCUCCCUCUCCCUCUCCCUCUCCAGAGGCGGCAGAUACUUGGCCUUCUUGUUCCGGUCAGCCUAAUGGGUGGGCACACAGCAGCCAGCAUCAUCAUAGCUGUCUGUCAUCGAGUGACGUGACCACGUCUCACCAUGUCUCGUACAUCGUCGAAUACGAAAAGAGUGACGUGUCUCAUCAGCCGCGUCUUGAUAGGUGACGGGGGCGCCGUGGAAUGGCUGGGCAGCGACAGGCCGGGCGUGUUGUGUCGCGCGUCCUCGAUCUCGCGGAUCAACCGGCGCAUCUUCUUCUCGUGCACAUUGCGGUGCCGCAAUUUCCCUGUAAUGGCUUUAGGGCUGUCCUCUGCAUCGUUGAUCAUGAGCAAAUCCUCUGCCGACGAGAGAGAGGAGCUGCUGAGCCCAUGAGGUGCGAGUCGGCUGACAUCCGGCAAAUCAACACUUCUCUCUCGUUUGAGCGGCAUGAAGGUCCAGGGCGCCUUUCUCCCGCCCUGUCUGUGUGGAGGUGUGUCCUCCUCGCCAAAUGGGUCCUCACACCAAGUGCCCUCGUCGCCGGUCAGCUCCUGCCCAUGCGGGCUUUCACGCAGUCUGUCGGGUCGCUUCCGAUGUCUCCUGUUCUUUUGUCGCUGCCGCUUGGGGAACCCAUAGCACGCGGGGGAAUCGCUGUCGCUGGACAGCGCAUCCAUGAUGGCGGCCUGUGUCAGAGCGUCGCGAGGGACGAAGGUGGGCGGCUGCGAGGGCUUUCUCACCGACAGGUGGCGGCGCCUCGAUCUCCGUGGUGUGGGCGGGGCCUUGACGUCUGGCAGGACGAUGUGGGUGGCCUUUGUGAGGACGGACCACUGGCGCGGCUGGGCUCUGCUUCGAGACGAAGACCGUCUGAGCCUCGUCUCACUUGGUAUGCCUCUCAAAGCCUCUAAUGGGGAGCCAUUGAGCUGCAGAAAGAGGGAGAAUUAAGCAGACGCCGUGUCGUGACGGAUCUUCCCUUCCUUCGUGCCCCGACCUGUAGUCCAUUUGGUCCGUCACUGUACUGCUUCCUGGGGGCGACUUCUGGCGAUUCCGUCGGUGAGUGGUCCGGUGUGGGCAGCUUGCGAUACGGCCGCUUGGGCGACCUCCGGACUGUUGGUUCUUCCAUUGGCUCAUAGUAGCCGCUUUCCGCCAGACAUGCUGUCAUGAAGUUCCACGCCUCCGACGCCCCCUUGAGCGUCUCCUUCUCUGCUUCCACCCCAGCGGCUGCUCUCUCCUCUUUCGCCGGCUGGGGAACAUGAGCAGGGAAGCCGUGAUUGUGGUGGUGGGGACGCGGCUGCAGGGUCUCUAACAGUGUGUGUUUGCCUGAGGGCACUGCCCUGAGGAGUGAGGGGCUUGGAGCCAAAGGCCCGUUGAGGCCGAACACGCCCUUCCCGCCGCCAUUUGUCGACCCCCAUCUGCUGACAAUUGGCGAGCCGUCCUUGUGCGGCUCCCUGUUGAUCGGUGGGAGAUGGUGUCUGUGGGCGUGGCUGACAGGUGGCGAGGGGCUGUUCCGUACUCUUCCAGAGGGGGCGAUGUGGCCUGCCACUCUCGCAGGCACCCGCUUGGCAGUGACGGGAGGGUCAAGGGGAGGGGAGAGGUCGAUGGGCCGCAAAUCGCAAUGCCGCUUCUCAGCGCUUCGAACUGACAUUGAGGGAGUCUCGUGAGAUGAGGGGGAUGAGUCAGAAACGCCGAACACUCC